This is a messenger RNA of Cyprinus carpio (common carp), 2682 nucleotides long. RefSeq names its product cationic amino acid transporter 2. The record is from RefSeq and is a predicted model, not a curated record. Gene Ontology annotation, cellular component: plasma membrane. NCBI's taxonomy places the organism in Eukaryota, Metazoa, Chordata, Actinopteri, Cypriniformes, Cyprinidae. Gene Ontology annotation, molecular function: amino acid transmembrane transporter activity. Gene Ontology annotation, biological process: amino acid transport; transmembrane transport.
AAAAUUACACAUGGGCGUUUUGGACACGUGAGAGUUUACAGGAGGGGCCCUCUAAUAUAGACUGUGCUCAGGAACUCUUGGACCACAGCUCUCACACCAUAGUCACACCUUCUCACACGCCUGGAUUCUGAGCAGACAGGAUGUUCUGUGACAAGGUGCUGUCCUUUUUGAAGAGCCUAUCAAGGCUAAAGCCACUGGAGCCUGAUGGUGAAGAGUCCAACUUCAAGCGUUGUUUAACCACACUCGACUUAGUGGCCCUUGGGGUGGGAGCUACACUUGGUGCUGGGGUCUAUGUCCUUUCUGGGGAGGUUGCCAGAACAGUAGCUGGUCCCAGCAUCAUUGUGUCAUUCUUCAUUGCAGCAGUGGCAUCUGUGUUUGCGGGCUUGUGUUAUGCAGAGUUUGGCGCCCGAGUGCCCAAGACUGGCUCUGCCUACCUGUACAGCUACGUCACUGUCGGAGAGGUGUGGGCCUUCAUCACCGGCUGGAACUUACUCUUGUCAUACAUUAUAGGUACAUCCAGUGUGGCAAGAGCAUGGAGUGGUACUUUCGAUGACUUGAUUGGAAAUAAGAUUGCCAAUUAUUUGCGUGAAAACAUACCAAUGGAUUUACCUGGCCUCGCUCCCUAUCCAGACUUCUUUGCUGCUGGCCUUAUUCUGGUUUUGGCAGGUAUCCUUGCAUUUGGGGUGAAGGAGUCUGCCAUUGUCAAUAAGAUCUUCACAGCUAUAAAUAUAGUAAUUCUGGUUUUUGUCAUCAUUGCUGGAUUCAUCAAGGGUGACAUUGAAAACUGGCAGAUAACAGAGGAGGACAUUUGGAACUACACAAUAACUGCAAAUCUCUCAACCGCAAAUGAAACUGUAUCCAGUUUUGGAACUGGAGGAUUCUUUCCCUUUGGUUUUGAGGGAACUUUUGCUGGAGCCGCUACCUGUUUUUAUGCCUUUGUGGGAUUUGACUGCAUUGCAACCACAGGUGAGGAGGUCAAAAACCCUCAGAAGUCUAUCCCUAUAGGAAUUGUGGCUUCUCUUCUCAUCUGUUUCUUGGCUUAUUUUGGCGUAUCGGCUGCUCUCACCCUCAUGAUGCCCUACUACCAACUAAGUGUUCAGAGUCCCUUACCUGUAGCCUUCUCCUAUGUGGGCUGGGAUCCUGCAAAGUAUGCUGUGGCUGUUGGAUCAUUGUGUGCUCUCUCCACAAGUCUGCUAGGGGCCAUGUUUCCUAUGCCCCGUGUGCUGUUUGCUAUGGCCAGAGAUGGACUGCUAUUUAAACCAUUGAGUAAAAUGAGUUCCAGACAGAGCCCUGUCAUCGCAACACUUUCUUCUGGAAUAAUAGCAGCAAUAAUGGCCUUGGUGUUUGACCUGAAGGCUCUAGUAGACAUGAUGUCUAUUGGAACACUCUUUGCCUACACCCUCGUAGCCAUCUGCAUCUUAAUUCUUCGGUACCAACCAGAGCCAGAUGAGAUCACUGAGAAACUAGAAGUUCAGAAGAAAUGGAAUCCCUUUUGCCCCUCUAAAUAUGCAACUGCUACAAGUUCUAAAGUUGUGUCUGUGCUAACCAUACUUACCAUUGUGUUUGCGGUUAUCCUGAGCGUGACCAUCACAAAAGGUGUACAAGCUGGUCUGAUUGAGGAGUGGUGGAUAAUUUUGAUUAUCACUUUGGUUUCGGUGGCAUUUGUCAUGACUAUCAUUAUUAUUUGGCGACAGCCGCAGAAUGGUGCCAAAGCUGCAUUUAUGGUCCCACUUCUGCCACUACUCCCAAUUUUCAGUACAUUCAUCAAUGUCUACUUAAUGGUCCAGCUGGGGAGUGAAACUUGGAUUCGCUAUGCAGUGUGGAUGGCAGUGGGCUUGCUUAUCUACUUCUGUUAUGGAGUGCACUUCAGUGUACAGAAGAAACGGAACCAGUCUUCCAAACAUCCCAUCAGUGUUGAGACAAUUGAUGUUAAAAUGGAGGACAAGAAAAAAAUGGGAUCUACUACACCAACACUACAAACCAAGUUUUAAAGACAACAUUGAUGUCUAGUGCCUUGUUCCUGAGACAGAGAAACUACAACAUGAUUUUUGUUGUGUACUGAAAUUUGAAUUAGUAUAAGUAUGAAUUUGUAACAAAUUAUAAAACCUGAGGAAAGUAUGAAACAUAAGGGUAAGGUUAUAUAUAUUUGAAUUAGUACCUUUGAAGGUACCACCCCAGUGUCAGUAGUUAUUAAGCAGCUUUUAUUUUAUUUUAUAUUUAUUGUUAUUGUUACUAAUCAUAAAGCCUAACAAUUACACAGAAAAUCAGGUACUACUAUGCAUCAACCCAUAACAUUUCUGUUUCUUUGCCACCACUGGUAUGUUCAAAAUGUAAAUGUUUAAUGGAAAAAUGUAUAUAAAUGGCCUUAGCUACCAAAUAUCAUUGCACAACACCACACUAUAGUUAAUUAUUAUGCUUUGUGAAAAUAACAAUAUUUUUUAUCUUUAAAAAUAAAAAUUAUGAUUUUUUUUCUUUCUAGUUGAGCUUGAAGAGGUUGUGUAAGUGUAAACACUGUAAGAAAAAUUUCUUCUUAUAGUUCUGCUGUGGGCAUGACCUGUCUUGUGUAGCAUAUAAACUUUUUCCAGGCCUCUGUAAUGACUGUUAUUUAUCAUAUCUGAGUGUACUCACUGUUGAAAAUCAUAUUGAACAAUAUUUAAAAUAAAAUUAUUUUUCAGUAUGCCA